GAUCUGGCUUUUGCGCGUGCGCGAGCCCAGGCGCGUGCCCGCCCUCGCCCAACUGUGCGACCCCGCGGGUGGGAGGGGUGGGUCUGGGAACGUUGCGGCGACCGCCGCGGCCCCACACCCAGGGCUGUUCCCUGGCGGAGACUGCGCCGGGGAGUUCUCCGCCGUCUCCUUGGGUGGCAGCCACCCGGACCCCAGAUGGUGGGUCCGGAGGAUGCCGCAGCCUGUUCGGGAAGAAACCCCAAGUUGCUCCCGGUGCCGGCGCCGGAGCCCGUGGACCAGGACGGGAAGAUGAUCCGGGCCACGGGCGGCUUUGGCGGAGGCGUCAGCGCUGUGGAGCCGCCUGAAGAGGAGGAGGAGGAGGAGGAGGAGGAGACGCCGCCGCGGCAGCUCCUUCAGUGUUACCUCGCGGCUGCCGGUGCACAGCUGGAGCCGGGGCUCUGCCACUGUGCGGUGCCCAGCAGCCAGGCCGGCGCCCCGCAGUUCGCGGCAGCGCCUCGCUCGGACGCUUGCCCGCCGGGCUCGGGAUCCAAGCACCUUGGCGCCGAGGCGGCGGAUGUCCGCGCGCCACGGCACGGAGGCAUGAUCAACGGGGACUCGGGCUUUCUGCCUGGCCGGGCCGGUCGCGACCUAGAGGAGGUUCGCGGGCUGGCCCGCGCCGGCGGCCCGGAGCCGCGCCGCCGCCGCCCCUGCGGCCGCCUCCGCCUGGAGGGGCCUGGUGACGAGAGCGCGGACCGCGCGAGCAGCCCGUCGGACUGGGCCGCGCCGCUCGAGGACCCGCUGCGGAGCUGCUGUCUGGCGACUGCGGACAGCACGGAGCCCGAGGGCGCGGGCAGCGGAUCCGGGGGCAGCCUGGCCAGUGGCGGUAGCAGCAGCGAGGACUUGGGGCGGCCGGGAGCCGGCGGUCGGGGUCUGGAGGAGGACGCGCCCCCGGCCACCUCGGCCGAGAGGACUCGUGGGGGCUUGGGCGCCGAGCCGCGCCUGUGCUUGCCGGACGUUCAUUUGAACUCUCGGAACACGUUCGAGGUGAGCCGCCGCCAGAGCGCCCGGGACCCCCUGCCCCCGGCGGGGCUGCCGGAGUCCUCGGCCGCCUCCGAGCCGGGCUCCGCGGGGACCGCUGCCCGGGCUCGACGGACCGGCGGCUUCGCCGACUUCUUCGCCAGAAACCUUUUUCCAAAAAGGACUAAGGAACUCAAAUCAGUUGUCCCUAGUGCUCCUGGUUGGAAAUUAUUUGGUAAAGUCCCUCCCAGAGAGAAUCUUCAGAAAACUUCCAAAAUCAUUCAACAGGAAUAUGAAGCACGGACAGGGAGGACCUGUAAACCACCACCUCCAUCUUCAAGACGUAAGAAUUUUGAAUUUGAACCACUUUCUACCACUGCUCUGAUUCUUGAGGAUCGACCGUCAAAUCUUCCUGCGAAAUCUGUGGAAGAAGCUUUACGUCAUCGACAAGAAUAUGAUGAGAUGGUGGCUGAGGCUAAAAAACGAGAAAUUAAGGAAGCACAUAAAAGAAAAAGAAUAAUGAAAGAACGCUUUAAACAGGAAGAAAAUAUUGCAAGUGCAAUGGUGAUUUGGAUCAAUGAAAUCCUGCCCAAUUGGGAAGUAAUGCGUAGUACAAGAAGAGUUCGAGAAUUGUGGUGGCAGGGGUUGCCCCCUAGUGUUCGUGGGAAGGUUUGGAGUCUAGCUGUAGGAAAUGAACUAAAUAUCACUCCUGAACUUUAUGAAAUCUUCCUCUCAAGAGCAAAAGAACGAUGGAAAAGCUUCAGUGAAACAAGCUCAGAGAAUGAUAUGGAAGGUGUAUCUAUUGCUGAUCGAGAGGCCAGUCUGGAAUUAAUUAAGUUGGAUAUAUCCCGUACAUUUCCAUCUCUCUACAUCUUUCAGAAGGGUGGCCCAUAUCAUGAUGUUUUACAUAGUAUCUUAGGGGCAUAUACAUGUUACAGACCUGAUGUUGGUUAUGUCCAAGGGAUGUCCUUCAUUGCAGCAGUACUCAUUCUCAAUCUGGAAGAAGCGGAUGCCUUCAUUGCGUUUGCUAAUCUUCUGAAUAAGCCAUGCCAGUUGGCCUUUUUUCGUGUGGAUCACAGCAUGAUGUUGAAAUAUUUUGCAACAUUUGAAGUAUUUUUUGAAGAAAAUCUCUCCAAACUAUUUCUUCAUUUUAAGUCUUACAGUCUUACACCAGACAUAUACUUGAUAGACUGGAUCUUUACACUGUAUAGCAAAUCCUUACCACUUGAUCUGGCCUGUCGAGUGUGGGACGUAUUUUGCAGAGAUGGGGAGGAAUUUUUAUUUAGGACUGGAUUAGGAAUCCUUCGAUUAUAUGAAGAUAUUCUCCUGCAGAUGGACUUUAUUCAUAUAGCACAAUUUCUCACUAAAUUGCCAGAAGAUAUCACAUCAGAAAAACUGUUCAGCUGUAUUGCAGCCAUUCAGAUGCAGAAUAGCACCAAAAAAUGGACUCAGGUCUUCACUUCUGUAAUGAAGGAUAUUAAAGAAGGAGACAAGAACAGUAGUCCUGCUCUGAAAAGCUGAUCUUCAAAAUUAACAGACUAAUUGAAACAUAAGAUGUUUUUUGGAUAAAAGUUUUUUGUUUCUUAGGUAGAAAGCAUGGAAGAAAAUGUUGGAGAAAUCUUAAAACAAUCAAGAGGUGGAAAACUGCUGAUUUUAAAUUCCAUGGCUGAAAUGAAAUAAGUAACUUAUUGACAGUAUUAAUGAAAAAGUGUUUUGUAGGGGAAGCCAUUUUUGAAAGGAAAAAACUUAAAUGGCUACUUCAUACUCCAAAAUUUGGAGUGAAGAGUUUAAUGCAAUAACUUUUUAAAAUAGCCUAAAAAAUCCUUCCAAUUUUUACGUCCUUUCUUCUUAAAUAAUUACCACAAUUGCACUUUGGAGGUCAGAGUAAGACUGUUAAAUAGUACUCUAACUUCCAAAAAUACUGUUUUAUAGAUAUUAUCUCCAGUGCUGACCCUUUGAAAAUAUGACAGACAAAAAAUAAGCAACUCUGGUUGUAAAUUAAGUCAUGGAAGUUGUCACCUUCAUUCACAAAUUGGGGAAAAUCUGUGUUAUGUGGUAACUAGAAAUAUUGGUGGGAGAUUGUUAAUUAUUUGUUUGGGCUUUCCCCCACAAUAUUGUGUCUAUUUGUUUUGGAAGGUAAUUUUUUUCUCUUACUUAAGGAAUUCCUAUCACUUAAAGAAUUUUUAUCCUUUUUUUUUUUUCACCCUAGUGUAACAAGUUGUUCAUCUGGUAUUUUAACAUUAAGAAAACUAAAUAAGUGAUAGAAGUUCUUUGCACUUUAAUGGACUAAAGACUUAACUUUGGGAGUUAAGUCCAAAAAUAUAAAUGAGGUAUUUCACUGGUAAGACUAAAAAGUAAUGAAUUCUAAGAGUUCUUAAAUAGUGUACUACUUGACAAGAUUAAAUUUUUAAAAAAUUCCUCCAUUAUCUAUAGAAGCAAAAUUCAUUAAUUUCAGUUGAAAUCUUAAUAAUAGCUAAGUCCAUGACUUGUAAAACACUAUGCAUAUUUUUUCUAAUCAAUGGAAAUCAAAGAAAAAGUAAAAUUAACUUUUUUUCUGAGUUCUACUUUGAUAGCAUAAUAAAGAAUAUUAAUCAUUGGUAAAUUGGCAUUAAAUUUAUUAUGUUUAAUUUUUUGAACUUAAACUAAGUCAUUGAGUGUUAUGAUACUUGUUUAACAUGCUAUUUGGUUAAUUAAUUUAUGCUGUGUUUUUAUGUUGCAGUUUGUUUUGAAACAACACAUAAACACACUAUUUCUGUUAGUGGUAUAUCUACAGUCUUCAAGCUAACAAGCCCAAGAUCCUUGUUAGUGUAAUGACUGCCUCUUAAAGAGUAUGGGACCAGAGGGUGCCCAUGGAAUUUUAUGUCAUUGGUCAUUCUAGCCUAGGGACUACUAUUGGAACCCUCAGAAGUUAACUCCUUUUAGAGAGCCUUGCUUAAUGGUAACUGGUAGUGUAAUACAAUAUCGAGGGAGUUUCUAGGAUCUUACAAGUUUUAGGAUGACCUUUUAACUCUGGUAGCUACUUCCUUGGUAUUGAUAUUCCUGAUAGAGGGAAUGUAAUGUCUAGCAGUAAUCUCACUGAGGUUAUACUACCUGCCUAAAUUUAAUCUUACUUUUAUGUAUUUGUUGCCUAAGUUGGAUCUAUGUUACUGUAUUCCUUUUUCUUAUUUUUUUUUCUUAUUGUACAGUUUCUUUACCUUUCAAGUAUAAAUGUGUAUAUAAAGUGUAAAUAUAAAGAAUCCACUAAAAACCACUAGUAACAGUAACUGUGUAAAUAAAACUUAUAAGCAGAGUA
Messenger RNA from Oryctolagus cuniculus (rabbit), 4288 nucleotides. RefSeq names its product TBC1 domain family member 12 (gene TBC1D12). Lineage: Eukaryota; Metazoa; Chordata; Mammalia; Lagomorpha; Leporidae. Gene Ontology annotation, biological process: regulation of GTPase activity. Gene Ontology annotation, molecular function: small GTPase binding; GTPase activator activity. The record is from RefSeq and is a predicted model, not a curated record.